Pocillopora damicornis (cauliflower coral) is the source of this 982-nucleotide messenger RNA. RefSeq names its product iron-sulfur cluster transfer protein NUBPL. The record is from RefSeq and is a predicted model, not a curated record. Lineage: Eukaryota; Metazoa; Cnidaria; Anthozoa; Scleractinia; Pocilloporidae. Gene Ontology annotation, biological process: mitochondrial respiratory chain complex I assembly; iron-sulfur cluster assembly. Gene Ontology annotation, cellular component: mitochondrion. Gene Ontology annotation, molecular function: 4 iron, 4 sulfur cluster binding; ATP-dependent FeS chaperone activity; ATP binding.
GGAGAAGUGAAACAAAUUGGUAGGAAGAAGAGUACUCGGGGAUAAAGAAGAAGAGAAAAUUAUUCCUGAAUAAUCAAAGAGAAAAUUGCAACAUAAAUUUAUUAUAAAGACACAAAAAGACAUAUCCUUGCUACGAAAUGUUUUACGUGUGAAACUGGGGAGAGCAUGCUUCACGUGGAAAGGAUAAUUUGAAUUCGCUUACAUGACGUAAAGGUAUCAAUAACAAAGAUGGCGUCCGUUGUACAGAGACUUUUAACAAGAACAAUAAUAUCAUCUUCUUCUCUACCAGCUUCCUGUAGAAAAACUAGGAUGCACAUUUGUGCAGUGCUAGCUUCAUCUCACGAAGAUCCACUGGGCAUCAAAAGUAGGAGUAAGUCAUUAGAAGAACAUCAGAAGCAACAAAUGGCGAGAGGUCUCCCCAAAAAGCGGCCAGUUGAUGGUGUCAAGCAUGUGGUAGUAGUAGCAUCUGGCAAGGGAGGAGUUGGAAAAUCCACCACCUCAGUGAAUCUGGCUUUGGGAAUGCUAGCAAGCAAACAGUCUUUGCGUGUUGGGCUUCUUGAUGCAGAUAUUUAUGGACCAUCUAUACCAAAAAUGAUGAACUUAAGAGGACAGCCAGAGCUAACAAAAGAAAACAUGAUGAAGCCGUUGGUGAAUUUUGGAGUGCCUUGUAUGUCUAUGGGUUUUCUGGUAGAGGAAGGGGCACCAAUUGUGUGGAGAGGAUUAAUGGUGAUGUCUGCGGUGGAAAAGUUAAUACGACAAGUAGCAUGGGGAGAGCUGGAUGUUCUAGUGAUUGACAUGCCUCCUGGCACAGGAGAUACCCAGCUGUCAAUCUCACAACUCAUUCCUAUUUCAGGUGCAGUGAUAGUCACCACACCACAAGAUAUUGCACUGCUUGAUGCUUGCAGAGGCACAGAGAUGUUCAGAAAGGUUGAUGUACCAGUUAUUGGACUAAUUCAAAAUAUGAGCCAUUAUGUAUGUCCUA